This is a messenger RNA of Macrobrachium nipponense, 2293 nucleotides long. RefSeq lists its product as uncharacterized. Lineage: Eukaryota; Metazoa; Arthropoda; Malacostraca; Decapoda; Palaemonidae. Bases 443 to 2293 code for a protein of 616 amino acids. The record is from RefSeq and is a predicted model, not a curated record. The transcript is spliced from 4 exons.
CUCAGUUGCCGACAGAACAGAAGGCUGGAGUACCUGACCGAAGGUUUAAAUAUCUGUUCGUUUUGCAGCUCUAGUCACCCAGUGUCAACAGUCUUUGGAAGAUUAAUACGUGCAUUCCAUUGUGUAAAGAUUGUCAUCGCAGGCCUUGUGACAGCUUAGCUAAGUAUAUUGGAAUCGAGUUGGUUAUGUGUCGAUGAGAAGUUAAAAGAAGCAGUUUGGCCGUUAAAUUCAAAACAACCUCGGAACCUCCGCCUUGGAAGCUCAAGCCAGCAACUGUUAUACGUUUACUGUGUUGUUAGUUUUGAAGAGAGCUUAACCACACAGUUCCCCCUACGAUGCUUGAGAUAUAUUAGACAUUUGUGUUGUGUAUUGCAAUACUGGGAUUUGUAACCCAUUUGCCAACGAGCUGAAAGAAGCAGAGCUUCAGAUCACAAAUAACAAGAUGCUGUUUGAAGAGGAAGACGCAGAGGUUAGUUUUGAUCUGCGCAUCCCCAAUUUUUCAACGUACAGAGACUUUGAUCAAACCUUCACAAGCGAGUUCCCGCUUAAAGUGAAUAAUUUCAGUUCUCGAUGGAGCCUGACGCUGCAUCUUUCCGUCACAGAAAACGGAAUGGACCGGAAGGACCCUAUCAAUCGUGACAUCCGAAUUGUCUUGAAGUGCGUCAGUUGCAAUGUUAGUAAACCUAAAGUAGAAGUUUAUUCUCACGUAGUGGGUAAAGAGGAACACGUAACACAACUUACGAACGUUCGUGAUGACCACCUAACCUGGAAAGGCAUAUUGAUCUCACAACUUGGCCUCAAGGUGUUCAAUCUUCUUUCUAGUGACCAGUUGACGGCAAAGAUUAGGUUUGUAGUGAAGAAGUGUGAUAUGACAAGAGCUGUAGGAGGUGUAGAAGGCCUUUCGAAGGACAUGAGAAUAUUACUGGAGAGCGGAACUUACAGUGAUGCAGAUGUUAUUACAAGUGAUGGCACUAAACUUCCCGUGCAUCUGGCUGUUUUGUCUCGAAGGUCCAACCUCCUUCAAAAUAUUGCUGUGGCGAAAAAAAGGCAGCUUGCUUCCGCUGUAACUCCUGAUAAAAAGAUGGUCAAGGCUGAGAUGGUAAAUUCAGAAGAUGAAUCAAAAUAUCAAAAACAUUAUGAGCUCCAUAUAAAAGCGGAAACGCCAAUUAACAGCACAUUUGGUAGCAUGUCAUCAGGAUAUCAGUCUAGUAGUUCGAGAGUAUCUUCUCCCGAGCCUAACCGUCAGCAGUCUGCUUCCAAAAAUAGAAUAGGGUGUUCUUCGUCAUCAAGGACGGGAAACAGGCACCCGCCAGACAGAAGAGGCUCAGUUACGCCAAGAAAGCCAACCCCUCACAAAACAGAGCAUAUGUCAACAGCAGCUUCUCCCAUCAGAGUCCGUUCCAUCGUGAACAACGAGCGUUUUUCGCCACAUGGCAGAGUACAAAUGAAAAAUUCUCCUUCGUCAUCCAGGAGGACACCCGUCUCUAGUCAUCCUCCAACUCCUAAGAGAAUCACUUCAGGUAUUUACGACCUUACUCCUGCCAGGAGCCCACGGGUCUCGCGUUCGGUUUCCCCCACAAAGAAAACGGGAUCGUCCACCAGGUUAUCCACAACCAAAAGAACUUUACCAGGCAGGAGAUGCUCAGUUGGUAGGCGGUCGUUGCUUAGGACACCGUCUCCAAACAAGCGCCUUAAGACACCAAUCUCCUUGCCAUCUCCCAAGAUUUCGUCAAGCAAAAUGCAGCAGUUAAGGAGGACACCUGCCAUUGGCACGCCGAGUCCCAGAAGACGAUUAUACUGGGACGACGACAAAGAUGUCUUGAUCCUAGAGGACCUCCGACCUCUCGGGAGUCCUUUGACGGGGCUAGGGGCGGGUUCUCUCAAGAAUGAAUCGACAGAGCCUGAUGACAGCCUUGAACUUGAACAACAGUCGCAGAGGCCCAAGAUAUUCGUCAAUAUGUCUGCGUCCGUCACUCGUGCGAUACUUGAAUGGAUAUAUACAGGUGAAUGCACAGAAACAGCCAGUCUUUCGCGAGCUCUACUCGUCGGCAGCAUCCGCCAUGAUGUGACAGGACUAGCCAGGUCCUGCGAAUACCACCUAGCAGCCGACCUCACUCCAGUCAACGCCCCAGAGUUAAUCUUCCUUGCGCACAAGUACUCGGCCUUGAAACUUAAAGAGUUGGCUCUUGCCUUUGCCGUUCAAGAGAUAACAACAGUCAUUUUAUACGUCAGAAAGGUUAAUGAGCAAUUACAGUGUAUAUUAUCUUCCUUUAUGGCUAUGAAUAGUCUCUGA